Lethenteron reissneri (Far Eastern brook lamprey) is the source of this 2459-nucleotide messenger RNA. RefSeq names its product histone deacetylase 4-like. Gene Ontology annotation, biological process: negative regulation of transcription by RNA polymerase II. The record is from RefSeq and is a predicted model, not a curated record. Lineage: Eukaryota; Metazoa; Chordata; Hyperoartia; Petromyzontiformes; Petromyzontidae. Gene Ontology annotation, molecular function: histone deacetylase activity.
CACGUGCUGGCGCCGAGAUGGCGGCACGCGAGGCUGGCGGCGGCGGCGACCAGCAGAUGCAGGCCGAGCUGCUGGUGCUGAAGCAGCGGCAGCAGCUGCAGCAGCAGCUGCUCCUGGCCGAGUUCCACAAGCAGCAGGAGGAGCUGGCGCGGCAGCACCAGGCGCAGAUUCAGCAGCACCUGCAGCAGCGGCAGGAGCUGCUGGAGCAGCAGCAGCGGCUGGAGCAGCAGCAGCGCGAGCAGGAGCUGGAGCGCCGUCGCUUGGAGCAGAAGCUCACGCAGAUCAAGAACAAGCAGAAGGGUCAGGAGAGUGCCAUGGCGAGUGUGGAGGUGAAGCAGAAGCUGCAGGAGUUUGUUCUCAACAAGAAGAAGCGGGAGGCUGGCAACCUGAACCACUCCGUCCCGCACCACCCGCGCCUCUGGCACAUGACGGGCCAUCACGGCUCACUGGACCAGAGUCUCCCUCCGCGCACUAGCCCGUCGGCACCGUACCAGCACCCCGGCCUCGGCACGUACGAGUCUCAGAGCGACUUCCCGCUGCGUAAGACCGCAUCGGAGCCCAACCUGAAGCUGCGGCACCGUCUGAGCAAGAAGGGGGCCGACCGCUUGCGGGGGAGUCCCCUACUCCGCCGGAAAGACGGGGGGCUCCCCGCCGGGAAGAAGCGACCGCACGAGGCCACCGAGGCCUCCAUGAAGGACGCGGCGGUCAGCUCGGGACCGGACUCACCGAGCAACGGUGUGGAGAACGGCCUAGGCCCCCACGCGCCCUCCGAGGCGGUUGCUCCUGGUCACCGCCCUCUGAGCCGCGAGGGCUCGGGCCCUGCUCAGGAGAGUCUCUACAUGUCUCCGUCUCUGCCCAACAUCUCCCUGGGCCUCCCCGCCAACGGCUCCGGCACUCAGGGAGACCCCGAGGGCCAGCAGCAUCUGCCCCACCACCCCUCCCAGAGCCACCACGGCCGCGUGCAGCAGCCGCUGGGCCACAGCCUCUCGCUGCCACUGCCCUACACGGCGUCGGCCAGCGGCGACGCGGACAGGGGCGGCGCGGGGCGGCCCUCCCUGCUGCAGCAGCACCUGCUCGUGCUGGACCAGCACCGCAUGCUCAACGCAGGUGUGGGGGGUUUGCCGCUGCCCCCCCGGGGCCCGCUGCUGGGGCCCGAGAGGAACCCCUCACGGCACCGGCCUCUGAGCCGCACGCAGUCGGCGCCGCUGCCCAUGCAGCCGCGCUCGCACGCCCACUUCCUGGACCGGGGCAAGCCGCUGGGCACGAUGACGGAGGAGGAGCUGGCGUGUGCGGGCGGUGGCGGCGACUCCGAGAGGGGCGUGCGGAUCAAGCAGGAGCUGCCCGACGGAGACGGGGAUGCAGAGGGGGGGGCGGAGGGCGGCGGCGACCCAGCGAUCAGGCACAGCCAGGGUCACCUGCUGGAGCAGCAGAGAAUUCAGCAGCUGCACCUGUACCAGGCGCAGCUGGCGGCAUCGGGGGUAGCGGCAGGGCUGACGGCGCACCGCCCGCUCAUCCGCACGCGCUCCUCGCCCGCGUACACCAGUCUAGCGCCGGCGCCCGAGCCCCCGCGCCCGCUCCGCUUCACCACAGGCCUGGCGUAUGACACGCAGAUGCAGAAGCACCAGUGCAGCUGCGGAGAUAACACGUUCCACCCGGAGCACGCCGGGCGCAUCCAGAGCAUCUGGUCGCGCCUGCAGGAGACGGGGCUCGCCACACAGUGCGAGCGCGUACGGCCACGGAAAGCCACGCUGGAGGAGAUCCAGUCGGUGCACUCCGAGCGCUACACUCUGCUCUACGGCGCCAGCUCGCUCAGCCAGCACCGUCUCGACAAGAAGCUGCUCGGGCCGUCGUCUCAGAAGACCUUGGUGAUGCUGCCGUGCGGAGGCCUCGGGGUGGACAGCGACACGAUCUGGAACGAGGCCCACUCGGCCAUGGCGGCGCGGCUCGCCGUGGGCUCUGUCCUCGAGGUUGCCUUCAAGGUGGCCACCGGGGAGCUCAAGAACGGCUUUGCUGUGGUGCGGCCUCCAGGACACCACGCGGAGGAGUCUCUCGCCAUGGGCUUCUGCAUCUUCAACUCCGUGGCGGUCACUGCACGGAUGCUUCAGCAGCGCCUGCACCUGAGCCGCAUCCUCAUCGUGGACUGGGACGUGCACCACGGCAACGGCACCCAGCAGGCGUUCUACAGCGACCCCGGCGUCCUCUACGCUCGCUGCACCGCAUACGACAACGGAACUUCUUCCCAGGCAGCGGGGCUCCCGAGGAGGACCGCAUGCGGUGGGGAUCUCAACGGUGCCCCCAACUCGCCAAUGCCUACUCGUCUUCGAGAGUCAGAGAAUCCCGUGUUCAGUGUGUGUUCUGUGGGCACAGGGCCUGGCGUGGGCUUCACGGUGAACGUGGCGUGGACGGGAGGGGUGGACCCACCCAUGGGCGACGCCGAGUACCUCGCCGCGUUCAGGUAA